UAAUAGAAAAUUUAUAUAUGAAGGUAAAAAGUCUUAUCCUCUUUCUCUGAAUGUUAACUUUGUUUUGUACUUGGAACCCAAGGACCUGACGUUGAAUGAAGCUUCUGUUAGCUUCAUUUUGAACAGAGGAUGACAUUCCCAAACAUUAGAGAUGCAGACACUGAUUCAAAGUGAAGAGGUGUCCUCUUAGCCAUUGACCUCUGCUUUGGUCCUUUGGGUUCAAAACAGAACCUUUUGUGAAAUGUAUUGUUUUGCUCCAUAGUCUGUGCCAGACACUGUAAUAGUCUCUUUCUAGUUGUCCAAUACUGAAAUUGUCAUUACUCUAGGAAGCUACUAUUAUCAUCCCCCUUAUUUCCAUUUUACAGCCAAGAAAACUGAAGUACAGGGAGACACAAUAACUUACCUGAGAUCGUGUUGCUAACGAUGGCAGCUCUCAGGUUUAAAGCUCAGAUCUGUAGCGUUCCAAAUCCAGGGUCUUUUUCAUUGUACUCACUGUCUCAUUUAUGUCUCUUUACCUGUCUAUGUCCUAACUCAAUUUCUCUUCCUCCUUUCUUUGGCCCCUUCUCCUGCAGGCCCGUGACCAAGGUGUAAGACUAAGAGGGGGAGUCAUGCUUCACACGGCCUUAUCAUGUUGGCAGCCAUUCCUGGGUCUGGCUGUGGUCUUAAUCUUCAUGGGAUCCACCAUUGGCUGCCCUGCUCGCUGUGAGUGCUCAGCCCAGAACAAAUCUGUUAGCUGCCACCGAAGGAGACUGAUUGCCAUCCCAGAGGGCAUUCCCAUCGAGACCAAAAUCUUGGACCUCAGCAAGAACAGGCUGAAAAGUGUCAACCCUGAAGAAUUCAUCUCAUACCCUCUGCUGGAGGAAAUAGACUUGAGUGACAACAUCAUCGCCAAUGUGGAGCCGGGAGCAUUUAACAACCUCUUCAACCUGCGUUCCCUCCGCCUGAAGGGCAAUCGCCUGAAGUUGGUCCCUCUGGGGGUCUUCACGGGCCUCGCCAACCUCACCAAGCUUGACAUUAGUGAAAAUAAGAUUGUCAUUUUACUGGACUACAUGUUUCAGGAUUUGCAUAACCUGAAGUCUCUAGAAGUGGGGGAUAAUGAUUUGGUUUAUAUAUCACAUAGGGCCUUCAGUGGGCUGGUUAGCUUGGAGCAGCUCACCCUGGAGAAAUGCAACCUAACAGCGGUACCAACAGAAGCCCUCUCCCAUCUCCGCAGCCUCAUCAGCCUGCAUCUGAAGCAUCUCAAUAUCAACAACAUGCCCGUGUAUGCCUUUAAAAGACUGUUCCACCUGAAACAUCUAGAGAUUGACUAUUGGCCUUUACUGGAUAUGAUGCCUGCCAAUAGCCUCUAUGGUCUCAACCUCACAUCCCUCUCAAUCACGAACACCAACCUGUCCGUUGUACCCUUUCUUGCCUUUAAACACCUGGUCUAUCUGACCCACCUUAACCUCUCCUACAAUCCCAUUAGCACCAUCGAAGCUGGCAUGUUCUCGGACCUGAUCCGCCUUCAGGAGCUUCAUAUAGUGGGGGCCCAGCUCCGCACCAUUGAGCCUCACUCCUUCCAAGGGCUCCGCUUCCUUCGUGUGCUCAAUGUGUCUCAGAACCUACUGGAAACUUUGGAAGAGAAUGUCUUCUCCUCCCCUAGGGCUUUGGAGGUCCUGAGCAUUAAUAACAACCCACUGGCCUGUGACUGCCGCCUUCUCUGGAUCCUGCAGCGUCACCCCACCCUGCAGUUCGGUGGUCAGCAGCCCAUGUGUGCUGGCCCAGACACCAUUCGUGAGAGGUCAUUCAAGGAUUUCCAUAGCACUGCCCUUUCUUUUUACUUUACCUGCAAAAAACCCAAAAUCCGUGAAAAGAAGUUGCAGCAUCUGCUAGUGGAUGAGGGGCAGACGGUCCAGCUAGAAUGCAAUGCUGAUGGAGACCCACAGCCUGUGAUUUCCUGGGUGACACCUCGAAGGCGUUUCAUCACCACCAAGUCCAAUGGAAGAGCCACUGUGUUGGGCGAUGGCACCUUGGAAAUCCGUUUUGCCCAGGAUCAAGACAGUGGGACGUAUGUUUGCAUCGCUAGCAAUGCCGCUGGGAAUGACACCUUCACAGCCUCCUUAACUGUGAAAGGAUUCACUUCAGACCGCUUCCUUUAUGCAAACAGGACCCCUAUGUACAUGACCGACUCCAAUGACACCGUUUCCAAUGGCACCAAUGCCAACACUUUUUCCCUGGACCUUAAAACAAUACUGGUGUCUACAGCCAUGGGCUGUUUCACAUUCCUGGGAGUGGUUUUAUUUUGUUUUCUCCUCCUUUUUGUGUGGAGCCGAGGGAAAGGCAAACACAAAAACAGCAUUGACCUUGAGUAUGUGCCCCGAAAAAACAAUGGUGCUGUUGUGGAAGGGGAGGUGGCUGGACCCAGGAGGUUCAACAUGAAAAUGAUUUGA
Kogia breviceps (pygmy sperm whale) is the source of this 2429-nucleotide messenger RNA. It is a transcript of the gene LINGO2, whose product is annotated as leucine rich repeat and Ig domain containing 2. The record is from RefSeq and is a predicted model, not a curated record. NCBI's taxonomy places the organism in Eukaryota, Metazoa, Chordata, Mammalia, Artiodactyla, Physeteridae. Gene Ontology annotation, molecular function: protein binding.